UGUAAUAUUUAUUUUGCUGUUUCUCACCACUGGAGGAUGGCUGCCAUACUCUGUGAAAAUUGUUCUGGUUGGUACCACUAUACACAAGUCAACCAACCUGUUGAUAUCAGCUGCAUGUUGUUCCUUAUUAUGCUCGGAAAAGUGUCCCUCAAUCUCUUUAUAUUGCGAGUUAAACAGAAAAAUGUGAAAAUUAGUUUUAUGGGAUACUUCUGUGUUUCACUAGCACUUCUGGAUUUUGCACUGCUGAUGAAUAUAGCUUUCAUUUUCUAUUUUGAGGACUUUGCACUUUGGGGUGUAAGAUUUACCAAAUACCACAUCUGCCUGUUCACGCAGAUAAUCUCUCUUACCUAUGGAAUUUUACAUUACCCAGUGUAUCUUGUGGCUGUUCUGGAUUAUUAUGUGUCUAUAGCACAAACAUCUCAACCUCCUAAAAGAGGUCAAAGGUUAUUUUAUAUAGUUGUUGUGGUUUUUCUGUGGAUUUUAGGGUUUUCUUGUAUUCUGAAAGUCCCUGCUAUUUCUGAAGAACUAGAAAUUCAGAAACAUUUUUCACUUUAUCAGUGUCCUUCCUAUGCUAGCAUGCAGAGCUACUCUGUGUCAUUUGCCAUGCUGCUUCUCAUGGGCAUGGCUCUUCUGUCUUGCUGGAAGGACGUUGUCAUGAUGCUACUGUCCGUCAGGGUAAUUUCUUUUGCCGGCCAGCCUGUUCUGAUGUUCCUGUAUUCAUCUGAUGACAACACUUGCUGUAGGCGGCAGCUUCUCCCCAGGCUUCUCAUCUGUUUUCUUGGCACGUGGGCACCUUUUGUUCUUCUUCAAAUUAUCGUUUUGUCUCUUGGUGCUCAGAUUCCAGCCUACAUGGAGAUGAACGUCCCCUGGCUAUACUUCAUCAACAGCUUUCUUAUUGCAGUAGUGUACUGGUGUCGAUGUCAUGAUGUUGAACUGACAGAGGAAACGUGGUCAACAGAUCCGUUUGUCAGCUGGAAAUUCUGCUUUACACCAUUUAACAAUGAAAAUACAGAGCCAGCUGAAAAGCCAGGCACAGUAAUUGUAAUCUGUUAAUGAGCUGCUGACUGAAAAGACUGCAAAUAAGUGCUGUACAACAGAGGUGUUUAGUGCUCUGACAUUCCACAUCCUUCUGGACUAUACAAAGAA
Molecule: messenger RNA, 1146 nt
Organism: Tinamus guttatus (white-throated tinamou)
Lineage: Eukaryota; Metazoa; Chordata; Aves; Tinamiformes; Tinamidae
Gene: GPR160
Product: G protein-coupled receptor 160
Cellular component (GO): plasma membrane; signaling receptor complex
Source: RefSeq, a predicted model, not a curated record